Molecule: messenger RNA, 1656 nt
Organism: Guillardia theta CCMP2712
Lineage: Eukaryota; Cryptophyceae; Pyrenomonadales; Geminigeraceae
Exons: 2
Biological process (GO): Golgi to plasma membrane transport
Source: RefSeq, a predicted model, not a curated record
AUGGAAGAGGAAACAUGGGGCAUGCUGGUCGCCGCCGGCUUCUUCCGCGCUCGAGUGCUGGGGCUCGACGCCUUCGACAAGAUGCUGGGAGGUCUUGCGUGGUGCCUGCGCGCCUCCAGCGUUGACGUCGAGGUAGAACUGCACUACGAUGAAGCCAUGACCCUCGGUCAGAAGAUCAUGCUCGGUGAAAACAUCGCCGCCGCCCUGCGAUCUAUGCGCUGCCCCUUUCCCUUGAUGUCACAUCAGAUUCGAGGGCUUGACUUCUCUGCAUUGUUCCCCGUGAUCCAGUGGCUGGUCAAGCAGGUGAUCUCGACACGCGAAGAGCUUGCGGAGAAGACCAGGAGGCACGCGAGCCUCAAGUUCUCGCAGGCUCACGCGGACUCGCAGGCAGGAGAGGAGAGGGAGAGAGACACGUCAGCUCGUGCGCUGCGAUCUAUCAAGGACAAGUAUAAGCCUAAGAGAAAGUAUAGACAACGAUCAGCCAGGAAGGAGCAGCCUGAGCACAUGCACGUUCAGUGUGUGCUGCUGGAAUACGGGCAAGCGCUCCCUCAGGGGAGAGGAAAGCAUGCGGAGGACGAGACAGAGGGAGACGAAGAAGCAGAGCUCAGAGAAAACCUCGACGAAGUGGAAGGAGACCUCGAGUUUCUCUCUGGCAAGCGGGUCGGCGCGCUGGUCGGGAUGCAGUCGGAAGCGAUUCAAUCCUUGACAGCAGAGUAUGAGCAGCACUUCCAGAUGUUCGGGGGAGACCCAGAGCGAGCCAAGCAGCAGGGCAAGGAGCAGGCGCACAAGCGGGCUGUCGCUGCUCUCACCAAGCAGAUCAGCGUAGCCAAGACCAAGUGCAACGCGAGGAAGUCAGCGUUCGAGACCCUCGCGCAAGAAGUCAAAGAAACGCAGGCGACGCUGCAGCAGCAGAAGGCAGCGACGGAGCGUGUGAGCUCCGAGCUGGAGAAGCUCAAGGCUGUUGAGACUCCGGAGAACAAGAAGGACAUCGCGAUGCUGGAGGGCCUGGUGAACCAGAACGAGAGCUUGAAGGAGCAGGAGGAGGCGUUCCGUGAGCACUGCAAGGGAAGCAAGCAGGAGCUGCUGUAUCGCCUCAAGGAGUUAGACGAGGGUCGCGGGCUCCCUCAAGACGAGCUGGAGAGGCUGGUGAAGGUCGAGGGCCUCUACCAGAGCGAGACGGAGAAGCUGCACAAGAUCAGCGAGCUGCUCGCCCGCAAGACUCAGCAGGUGCACGUGCUGCGAAGAAAAAUCGACGACGUGGCGAGCAGAGCAGAGCUGGUUCAAUAUGAGCGAAGGUUUGUGGAGCUGUACGAGCAGAUCGCGUCGAACCUGGAGGAGACAAGGAGGUUCUACAACAAGUACAACUCGCUGACUGACUGCUCCAAGUUCCAGCACAAAGAGAUCUCAAUCCUCAACAGCAUCAGCUCCUCGUUCUCGAGCGUCGCCGCCAGUGAGAGCAGAAAGGCUGACUUCUCGCAGCAGCUGCAAGUGAUCAAGAAUGGCGUACAAGACAAUCUCGCGAGGGUGCAGGCCAAACUAGAUGAAGCAACAAAGAAGAGAGACGAGGAGGCUGCGAAGUUGGCGAAAGCGAUGGAGCGACAAAGGAUCUACUUCAAGGCCGUGAAGCAGUUCCAGGAGGAAUGCCAGAAGAACGAG